UCAGCAUGCCUCGAAAAACAUUUAAGACAAAGAGGCACCGAGUGAUUAACGUUGUUCAGAGAGCAGAAGCAGCAGCUCCUCUUCCCCAAGCUUUUACUUCACUUUUUCGCUUCCCAUGUCUGCUUCGCUCUUUUCCUCUGCUCCUCUCAACCCCGGCUAUGGCUUCUCCCUCUUCCCCGCGCUUUUCCUCUUCACCGUUUUUCUCUGCGUACCGCAUUUAGCUUAUUCUGCCUGUGGAAAGCCUCCGAUCAUCUUCAACUUCGGCGAUUCGAAUUCCGAUACCGGCGGAAUCGUCGCUGGCCUAGGUAUCCCCGUGAGGCUGCCCAAUGGCCGUACUUUUUUCGGCCGAUCUACGGGGCGCCUCUGCGAUGGACGUCUUGUUAUCGAUUUUCUCUGUCAAAGUCUGAACACAAGUCUUCUAAACCCAUAUCUGGAGUCGCUAGGUUCUAGCUUUUCAAAUGGGGCAAACUUUGCUAUUGCAGGGUCCGCCACGCUGCCUAAAAGAGUACCAUUUGCAUUAAAUAUUCAGGUCAUGCAGUUUAUGCAUUUUAAGGAUCGCUCAGCUGAACUGGCUGCUACAGGUGCCAACCACUUGAUAGGUUAUGAUAGGUUUGGUGAUGCGCUUUACAUGAUUGAUAUUGGACAAAAUGACCUUGCCGAUUCAUUUGCUAAGGGCCUAUCCUAUGUGCAAGUGGUCAAAAAGAUACCUUCGGUACUGGCAGAAAUCAAGAAUGCUGUUAAGAACAUAUAUGAACGUGGCGGCAGAAAAUUCUGGGUUCACAACACCGGGCCUUUGGGCUGUCUACCCCAAAAACUUGCUUUGGCUAAAAAUAUCUCUCACGAUCUUGAUUCAUUUGGAUGUAUUUCAAGUUAUAAUGAUGUAGCAAAAUUGUUCAAUGAAGGCCUACGCCAAAUAUCUGUAGAAUUAAGAUCUGAGAUGGAGGACGCAACCAUUGUAUAUGUGGAUAUGUAUACUAUAAAGCUUGAUCUCAUUGCCAACUCCACCAAAUAUGGUUUCUCAAGUCCACUAAUGGCAUGUUGCGGGUCAGGUGGACCACCAUACAACUACGAGAGAGGGAUAUCCUGUGGGUUUCCUGGCUAUCAGGUCUGCGAUCAAUCAUCUCAGUCCGUAAGCUGGGACGGUGUCCACUAUACUCAAGCAGCAAACGCCCUUAUAGCCUCCAAGAUACUCUCCACAGAUUAUUCAACACCACCAGUUAUGUUUGAUUUCUUCUGUCAAUGAUUGUGAUUCCAAGAAACUUCAUGUGGUCUCUGGUGGAAGAAUAUAUGGUGCCAAAUUAAUGGAGCUCGGCCACGCCUGCUCUGGUUUUUGACCAGCGUUGCUGGAGUAAUGGUCGACGCAUGGGCACAAAAGAGGCAAUCUCUACUCAAUGGUGCGACGGUAUCUUAAUAUGCCAACAGAGUCUUAUAAAUUAGUAUCACCAAGGUUAGUGUUUUAAGUACUACUAUCGUUUCUAGUGUUCACUAGUGAGUCUCAUGUGCAAUGCAUAUGUAGAAACUAGAUUUGUCAAUAGGCGGGUAAUACCGUACCUGAACCUAUACUAGGUUAGUACCGUAAUUGUUAGUUAUAUACCCUACUAGACCCUACCCGUAGAAUACCUAUUCAGUUUUACCCUGUUAUACUAAACAAUCGGUCGGGUUUGCGGUUUGUCUAUUAAACUUUGUGUUAUUGUUUUCA
Messenger RNA from Sesamum indicum (sesame), 1699 nucleotides. RefSeq names its product GDSL-like Lipase/Acylhydrolase superfamily protein. Gene Ontology annotation, molecular function: hydrolase activity, acting on ester bonds. Lineage: Eukaryota; Viridiplantae; Streptophyta; Magnoliopsida; Lamiales; Pedaliaceae. The record is from RefSeq and is a predicted model, not a curated record.